GACACACCUUUGCUUCCUUUUAGCCAUUCUUAGCAAACAAUAGCAAGCUCCAAAUUUCCCAAAGCUCUUUCAGACAAAGCUUAAUCUGCUUUGGACUCAUAGCAGCAAAGGCAAACCCAUUUCCCUUCCUCUCUCCUCUUCCAUUAUUCUCCUUUCUCUUCUUCCAACCCACCAAGAAAACAGCAAGUGAUUCUCCUUCAGAAAACUACUCCGAUGACGACCCAUUUCCUGAAGCAGCUCACUGAAGACACCAUCAAACACAAGAGAUUGCUGAUUCCUGGGGAGUUCCUCAAGAAAUGUGGGAGAGAAAAUUUGACAAACCCAGUAGUCCUGGAGCCAACAGUCGGAGAUCCAAGGGAGAGGGAGAUGGAGCUCUACGAAGAUGGUGGUGGGUUUUGGCUGAGGAAUGGUUGGCAGGAGUUUGUAGAUCACUAUAAACUUAGCCAUGGAUGUUAUCUGCUGUUUGAGUACAAAAGCUAUUCAAGGUUUAAGCUUUUGAUGCUUGGUGCGAAUGGGCUAGACUGGGAGUUUCCAGCUUCCAGUUUUGUCAACGGUGGAUCAAAUGGAAACCAGGAGUUUCCAGAGGCUGAGGAGGAAGAGAGUGUAGAUGCUCAUUCUGUCGAGAUCUUAGGCCCGUCAGAGGUUAAGGAGAUGAACAACAAUGAUGAAGGUGUUGGAAGGCAGCCAGCCCAGCGGCAGUCUGCAGAGAAUCCCAAGCAAAAAGGGGUUACGAGUGCUAGGAAAAGGAGAACAGCAGAUGAUGGAGAGAGGAGGCAAGUGAACCAGGAUGCUCCAAGGAGAGAUAGAGCUAAUGGAUCCCCCUUCGGAAGAAACAAAGAUGAGAAUUCUCGUAUUUCUUCCAUAGCUGAGCAGGAAGAUGAGCCAGCCUUUUCUUGGAGACCUUCCAGCUCAAAGCCCAGCAGAACCACAACUACUGAAGCUGUAGAUGAAGAUUUAGCAAAAUUCACUGGAUUCUCUUUGAUGAAGGACAAGAACUACAACAACAAUAAUAACAAUGGAGAUGGUGGUGGAAGACAGUCGUGGUUCGCUGCGAAUGCCAACCACGAAGAGUACAAGAGAACCGGUGACAGGAAAAAGAGAAGAACAGCUGAGGGUGGACAGAAUGCGAAAGUGAACAAGGAACCUCCAAGGAGAAGCAGAGCUAACGGAAGCUCAAGUCCGUUCAUGUUUGCACGUGAAGUCGAAAGUGCUUCUAUGGGACCUCCAAGCUCACGGCACAGUAGACCUACAAUUGAAGCUGCAGAUGGGUUUGCUUCGCAAACUGAUUUUCUCCAAGUCAUUAUCUCAAAAAAUUCUUUGGCAAAGAAAGGCUUGAUGAUGCAGGGAGGGUUUGUUGAGAGGCAUAUCACCAAUUGGAAAGAUAAAAUGUUGGAUAUUCGGGUUGAACAAGAGACAUGGCCUGUGGGAAUUGUAUCAGACCACGGUGUUCCUACUCUUUCUAGAGGCUGGUUGGCAUUUGCGCGUCAGAACUCUUUAAAAGUAGGGGACACUCUCAUAAUCGUGCCCACAGCCACUGAAGGUGUUCUGACAGUUCAUAUUCUGCGUUGUUCUUAGAGAGAAGCUACUUGCUAGCUGGAAAGUUGGGUUGUUUAUUUAAGUGGGUUUCGAGAAUGAUUAUCACGGUAGGUUGUUAAAGGAGUCUGUUUAGUUUCUGAUCAUGUUUGCUAAUCCUCUGCUGAAUAUUAUCAGCUUAUGCUGUUGUUUCUCUUUAACUAAUGCUAAGGAAUGUGUCUGAUAUGUAGAACUAAACAGCUGGGACGAUUCUAGAUUGCUAAAGGAGACUGUUCAGUUUCUGAUCAUGUUGCUAAUCCUCUGCUAAAUGUUAUCAGCUUAUGUUGAUGUUUCCAUUAACUAUGGUUUGUGAAUGUUUCUGAUAUGCAGAAUGAAACAGUUGGGAGUUG
Molecule: messenger RNA, 1922 nt
Organism: Linum trigynum
Lineage: Eukaryota; Viridiplantae; Streptophyta; Magnoliopsida; Malpighiales; Linaceae
Source: the annotation of a GenBank genome assembly